Messenger RNA from Dicentrarchus labrax (European seabass), 2522 nucleotides. RefSeq names its product transcription factor 24-like. Bases 1 to 540 code for a protein of 179 amino acids. The transcript has 8 exons. The record is from RefSeq and is a predicted model, not a curated record. Gene Ontology annotation, biological process: regulation of transcription by RNA polymerase II; developmental process. NCBI's taxonomy places the organism in Eukaryota, Metazoa, Chordata, Actinopteri, Moronidae. Gene Ontology annotation, molecular function: RNA polymerase II transcription regulatory region sequence-specific DNA binding; DNA-binding transcription factor activity, RNA polymerase II-specific; protein dimerization activity.
AUGGUUGGAAGACAGACGCUCCGAAUGGACAGCGGUAAUUGCUCCGGGGCGGUGGUGGAUGACAGCCCUGCAUCCAGUCCGAGCUCGAGUCCCAGUCCGGACGGUCGUCGUCGGGAGCUCCAGCGGGCCAGGGUGCUCCAGACCGGCGGGCUCGGCGGCAGAGGACGCCCGGCAGCAGCUAACGCAGCGCGGGAGAGGAGCCGAGUGCAAACCCUGAGAACCGCGUUCCUGGAGCUACAAAGGACUUUGCCGUCCGUUCCGCCGGACACCAAGCUGUCCAAACUCGACGUGUUGAUACUGGCCACCACCUAUAUUGCCCAUUUGACUCGAACACUACAAGAAGAAGGUGCGGAGGAUGGAGAGAGCACAAAACAAACAGAGGCGUUACACUCGUUGAAAGGGGACGGCUACCUGCACCCAGUGAAGAAAUGGCCUAUGCGAUCCAGACUGUACGUCGGAGCAACCGGACAGUUCCUCAACACCACAAACACUUCAGAGUCAGAGAAUCAAGGCCCUUCAUCGUCCACCUCCCAGAAAUAGGCUUAAAUCAUUUGUAUGAAGCGGUUUCAUAUUUUGCAUGAGUCCAUGCAGUUUACUGUGGCAUAUGCCUUAUGAUUGUAGAUCAAUUAGCCUAUCUGAUUUUACUCCCACUAAAGCAAUAGGAAGACAUUGUAAAUUAAUAUAUUACGUGAAUUUUAUUGUAUAGAUUUUGAGAAAGCAUACGUUAUGUUUCUCUGUUGUUAUUAAUCCUGUUUGCCCUGCAUUGUGCAGUUCCAUACAUGUCCCAGGUAUGAUAUUUGUAGAAAUUCCAUGGGGCAAUGAGCCCGUCAUGCUUGAGGUGUGCACUUUGAGUUGAAACAUUUGCACUAAAUGCAUGUGUGAAUAACUUAACAUCUGUCAUGUGAAGUGGUCUGUCAGAGUCAACAAUGGAGGCUCUUCAUCUCAUGUUCCUUCUUAUUUUUUUACAUGCAUGGUUGUAAAUGUGUUUGUGAAUAAAUGACUUCAGAAAGAAGACGAGUCUCCUGAGCUUUUGCCGAUAAUAGAAAUGCAAUUUUUAUGAGACACAUUUAAGAAAAUACAAAACCUAUAAUAACUGAACGUCCUUAAUCAAAGCGUAAUUAUUAUUAACAUAAGUAUUAUUAAUAUUGUGCUGUAUUAUUAAACAUUGACAUUUAAGAUUGUGCUUAUGAUCAUCGGACAGUCGUUUUUCUUCUGUGACAAUUAACAUUGAAUCAAAUAAACCAAAUACAGCUGUGGUCUCCGCUUGUAGGAUAAAUAUAGAAUUUAAGUUUAAUAUGUAACAACAGAGAAUUCAAUUGCAGCAAAAUGUCUGCACCUGACUGGAGAAUAUGGGCUGACUUUAGAGAUCCUGCACGAUAAUAAAUAUAUUCAGCUUAUGGUGUUUCAGCUGUGUUUAUAGUGUAAACAUGUUUAAGAACGCAAACAACAAUUACCUAGGCUAUAUUUGUACAGAUUUAAGGUGUAAAUAUUAGGCAAAUUACUCUCUUCACAUUUAAUAUUUUAGUAAUUUGUCAUUUGAGUGAAAGCAAAAGUUCCCUAUUUCUUAUUGACGCUCAAUAAAUGUCUAUAUCUGCUUAACUUUGUUAGACUAAUUGAUCUGGUAAUUUGAUAUAACUUCUUAAAAUACUGAUAAAUACAUGGGCAAAUCCCGACAUUUUUUAGAUGAAUCGAAGGACAGUAGGCUAUAAGUUUAUUCUAGCACGUUAAGAGUUAUUUGGUAGGCUAUAAUAACUAGGCUAUAUACCCGUACCAGUUUUAUCCGCAGUCAAUUAAAGAAAAUAAAGAUAAUCUGAAUUUCCACAUUAGAAUAAUAAUUUGGCAGCAGCUUGGUGCUUUAGAGGAUUAAAAUGCAGAGAAUGUAAUCACGGGCAGUUUCUCUAUCUUAAAUAUCAACCAUACAGAUGAAGCUGGUGCUGAUAACAUAAUCUUGCUCAGCUGUGCGCUUCGGGAGCUGCAGUGCGCAGCUUUGUGGCGCAUUGAAAAGAGGUCGGAUCCGGAAAUCCCUCCUCUUGUCUCGGAGACUCAACCGCGAGCAGCCACUGCUCCUCCUCAUCAUCAUCGGCUCGGAAAAACUAAGAAGACUGCUUCAUGGCAAAUCUUCACUACGAAGAUAUGCAGAUGAAGAUGGAAAAUUUGACCUAUGAUUGGUUCACCUGACAAGAUGUCAGGUCACCUCUGCAUACUACAGAUUGCCAAAUAUUGGUUUUCACCAUGUGAUCCUUAAGUUGCAUCAGAUGUUGUGCUGUGGUCAGACGUACCAGAUGUAAUCGUCUCCUGUGCUGAUCAGGAGAAGAGCAGUUGGAGCAGCAGUGGAACGAAAAUGCAUUUCUUUGCUUCAUCUGGUCUGUGGGUUACAGAGCCAGUUGACUGAUCAAUCUAUGGGGAGCCUUCUAUGAAAGUGUUGCUGGAGCUGAUCACCUUUUGGGAGGAAGUCCGAAGUUAUUUGCCAAAUUUCUUUUUUGAAAUUUGCCUUUCUAUUAAUAAAACCUGUUCAAGAAAAA